Molecule: messenger RNA, 1726 nt
Organism: Melopsittacus undulatus (budgerigar)
Lineage: Eukaryota; Metazoa; Chordata; Aves; Psittaciformes; Psittaculidae
Gene: UBE2Q1
Product: ubiquitin conjugating enzyme E2 Q1
Exons: 14
Coding region: 1-1344 (447 amino acids)
Source: RefSeq, a predicted model, not a curated record
AUGAGGGGCGUGGUCACAUCGCCUCCUCGCGUCACUUCCGGCCCGGUGCGCGGACGCUUCCGGCGGUUGCGGCCUCGCCCCUUCCGUUAUCGGCGGGCGGGGGCGCUUCCGGCGGAGCGGGGCCGUCCCGCCGCCAUCUUGCGGCGGCCGCGGCGGCGGAGCGGGGCCCUCCAUGGGAGGAUGCAGCGGGCGGGGCCGGCGGAGGCGGCGGGGGCGGCGGCGGCGGCGCCGGGAGGGGGCGGGGCCCGGCUCCUGAGGAGGGAGCUGCGCCUGCUCGAGUCCAUCUUCCACCGGGGCCACGAACGCUUCCGCAUCGGCAGCGCAUGUCCCGACGAGAUCAGCUGCGAGUUCGUGCCCGGAGAGACGGGACCGGCGCCCGUGCGCAUCCACUGCAACAUCACGGAGUCGUACCCGUCCGUGCCCCCCAUCUGGUCCGUGGAGUCCGACGAUCCCAACCUGGCUGCUGUCCUGGAGAGGCUGGUGGAGGUCCGGAGAGGAGACACCCUGCUCCUGCAGCACCUGAAACGAAUCAUCUCGGACCUGUGCAAACUCUACAACCUCCCCCAGCAUCCUGAUGUGGAGAUGCUGGACCAGCCUCUGCCAGCAGAACAGAGCACACAGGAAGAGGUGUCCUCUGAGGAGGAAGAUGAAGAGAUGCCAGAGGACUCCGAGGACUUGGACCACUAUGAGAUGAAGGAGGAGGAGCCUGCGGAUGGGAGGAAGAUGGAGGAUGAAGGAAUCGGCAAAGAGAACUUGGCCAUCCUAGAGAAAAUCAAAAAGAAUCAGAGGCAAGAUUACUUAAAUGGUGCAGUGUCUGGGUCUGUGCAGGCCACCGACCGGCUGAUGAAGGAGCUCAGGGAUAUUUACCGAUCACCAAGUUUCAAGGGCGGAUACUAUGCAGUUGAACUAGUGAACGACAGCCUGUACGAUUGGAACGUCAAACUCCUGAAGGUUGAUGAGGACAGCGCUUUGCACAACGAUCUCCAGAUCCUCAAAGAGAAAGAAGGAGCAGAUUUCAUCCUCCUCAACUUCUCCUUUAAAGAUAACUUCCCUUUCGAUCCACCCUUCGUAAGGGUCGUGUCCCCAGUGCUGUCAGGGGGGUAUGUCCUGGGUGGUGGUGCCAUCUGCAUGGAGCUACUUACGAAGCAGGGCUGGAGCAGCGCCUACUCCAUCGAGUCGGUGAUCAUGCAGAUCAGUGCGACCCUGGUGAAGGGGAAGGCACGAGUGCAGUUUGGAGCCAAUAAGAACCAGUACAGCCUGACCAGAGCCCAGCAGUCCUACAAGUCCCUGGUUCAGAUCCAUGAGAAGAAUGGCUGGUACACACCGCCCAAGGAGGAUGGCUAGCAUGGAUACUGCAGGACCAACCUCAUCCUCCGGAUGCUCUACUAGGAUCUCAAUGCUUUCUCCUGGGCUGUACUAGCUCUGCCUGUUGCAGGACAAUAAUGGCUGGUUAAAAACUCUAAAUAAAACUGUUGUAAGCAGUUGGGACUGAGCGACACCACUUGCUGGACCCUGGCUAGCAGCAAUUCUUGUUUCCAGACCAACUUCCUGAGCCUCUUGUAUCGCUGGAACCUUUCGACUCUGCUCCAGUCUUGAGCAUCCUCCUUCCCUAUGCUAUUGGAUUUAAUUUAUUUUCUUAUGUACACUGCUUUUUUUGGUUACAGUGUAUGAUGGAUGUGGAUGGAAAAUGUAUCUUUGGAGAAAAGUUACAGUUUGUUAAUUUGAA